Parascedosporium putredinis is the source of this 648-nucleotide messenger RNA. Lineage: Eukaryota; Fungi; Ascomycota; Sordariomycetes; Microascales; Microascaceae. The record is from the annotation of a GenBank genome assembly.
AUGGAGCAACACGACUCUUUCCAACUUGCAAAAUACUCCGCCCUGACUUGGAAUGCCCCUCUUUCCGAGCACCACGCAUCCAGCCUCCUCAAGCACCUAGAUCUCGCCAACGCAACCCGUAUCGUAGAUCUCGGCUGCGGGUGGGGCGAGCUCCUCCUACGAGCCGCAUUCGAGGCCGGUCCCUCCUCGCAGGCCAUCGGCGUCGACACAGAUCCCGUCGUCUUGGCACGGGAAAACGCAACGCCCAAGACCGCGGGUUGGGGAGCGUCGAGUGAUACCCGGGCGAUGCUCGAGCACCUCGCCACCGUCGUUCCCAAGGGAAAGGUGCUCAUCGGCGACACGUGCUGGGAGCGAAGUCCCACCGAGGCGGCGGUGGCGAUUUUCGGCGAGGAGAUACCGCGCCUUUCGGACGUUGUGGUUUUCAGUAGGCAGGCGGGGUGGAAGGUGAUGCAUGUCAGUACGGCUGAUACGCGAGAAUGGGACGACUUCGAGUCCGGCCAUCGGGCUGGGCCACGGGGGUGGUUGCUGGAGAAUCAAGGGGACCCUAGGGCUCCUGAUAUCGAAGCUGAACAGAAUCGGAGGGAGGAUGAGUAUCAGACGGUAUACCGUGGUGUGUUGAGCUUCGCCUAUCUGGUCCUGGCAAGGUGA